UAUCUUAACAUACAAGUGUCACAAGAAGGCACAGCAAUUUUUGAAUUAAUUUGUAGAUUACAAGAACCCAUGCCACAAUAUGUGCUAGGUCUCAUUUCUGUUAUCGCAACAUUGGGGACAGCACCAUUUGG
Molecule: messenger RNA, 131 nt
Organism: Entrophospora candida
Lineage: Eukaryota; Fungi; Glomeromycota; Glomeromycetes; Entrophosporales; Entrophosporaceae
Source: the annotation of a GenBank genome assembly